AUGGGAUGUGCAUGGAGUGAACCAGCUAAAGUCCAGCAAGAUAAGAGUAGGGCUAUAGAGAAGCAAAUACGACAAGAUGCGGAAAAGUCAAUGAAAGAGGUCAAGUUACUUCUUCUUGGCGCUGGUGAGUGUGGAAAGUCGACAGUUUUAAAACAGAUGAAAAUAAUCCAUGGUGAAGGUUACAGAGAAGAAGAGAGAAAAGAGUACAAACCGAUCAUUUUUGCUAACACCGUUCAGUCAAUGGUAAAAAUACUUAAAGCAAUGGAGUCACUAGAUAUAACGGCAGAUGGUUUUGACCAAGCCGAUGAGUUAAAGCACCUUAACGGAUAUUUAGCUACAGUUGAAGAAGGAGAUUUUCCUGAGGAUUUAUCAAAGCUAUUACUGAAACUAUGGAACAACACAAGUGUGCAGAAAUGUUUCGCUCGUUCCAAGGAAUACCAAUUGAAUGAUUCCGCAGGCUACUACCUCGGUUCUAUUGACAGAAUAUCUGCUCCUGAUUAUUUACCAACUGAACAAGAUGUAUUGAGAUCUAGAGUGAAGACAACAGGUAUAGUCGAAACGAACUUUCGGUUCAAGGAUCUAGACUUUAAAGUUUUUGAUGUCGGUGGACAACGUGCUGAACGUAAAAAAUGGUUACAUUGUUUCGAGGGUGUUACAGCUAUUUUAUUUAUAGUUGCUAUGUCAGAAUAUGAUUUAAAAUUAGCUGAAGAUCAAACAACUAAUAGAAUGCAUGAAUCAUUACAAUUAUUUGAUUCUAUAUGUAAUAGUCAAUGGUUUGUUGAAACAAGUAUUAUAUUAUUUUUAAAUAAAAAAGAUUUAUUUGCUGAAAAAAUACAAAAAUCUCCCUUGACAAUUUGUUUUCCUGAAUAUACCGGAGGACAAAUUUAUGAAGAGGCAUCAAAUUAUAUUCGAGAAAAAUUUGAAGAUGUAAAUCGUAGAAAAACCACGAAGACAAUUUAUACACAUUUUACAUGUGCUACUGAUAAUAAUAAUAUAAGAGUUGUAUUUGAUGCUGUUAUAGAUGUAAUUAUUAAAUCAAAUUUAAAAGAUUGCGGUUUAUUUUAAAU
Molecule: messenger RNA, 1067 nt
Organism: Schistosoma rodhaini
Lineage: Eukaryota; Metazoa; Platyhelminthes; Trematoda; Strigeidida; Schistosomatidae
Source: the annotation of a GenBank genome assembly